AAAAAGCAAGCACGUGCGAGUCGGUCUCCGUACGCGGGUUCUCGGCACGUGCUCUCCGCCGGAAGCGCCACCGUUAAGACUAACCCUCCUUCCUAGGGUUUUCCCGAGAAUCGUCUUUCUUUUCCCCCGAUAAUUCCUCGAUCCCAAAAAAAAAAAAAAAAAAAAACAACAACCACCAAACAGAUAACAAACGCGUUCGUUUUUCGUUUUCCUGGGAAAAUUACUUCUCUUUCCCGGGGGAGGAAUCUGUGCCUGUCUCGAAUUUUCCAGGAGCUCAGGCCUGCGGAAUCGAUAGGUGCAAAGACGUUGAUGGUGCAGUUGAUGAGAUCGGAGAACUUCCCGGCCGCCACCGCAAGUGGAUCCCUGUCGUCGGCGAUUGGGAGCAAGGCGGCGCCGGUGAAGCUAGAGAUCGCCGAGGACCCCUUGGAGGAACAGUAUGGCCCUCUGAACAAGCGAUCCAAGACUUCGCAGACUCUGCAACAGUGGGGUGCCGGUGCUAAUGCAUUUCCCGUGCCGCCGGCGCAAUACAAUCCACUCGAUGAGCCGAGUCCUCUGGGGUUGCGGCUCAGGAAGAGCCCAUCGCUGCUGGAUUUGAUUCAGAUGAAGCUCUCUCAGGGUGGUGUUGCUUCGGCGCCGGAGGAAGCUCAGCAGAGUGAGAAACCAAGCUCUGGAGCGAAGAAAGACAAACCGCUGAGUGAUAAGCUCAAGGCUUCGAAUUUCCCGGCCUCUGUGCUGAGAAUUGGGUCAUGGGAGUAUACAGCAAGGUACGAGGGGGAGUUGGUGGCUAAGUGUUACUUUGCGAAGCAUAAGCUCGUGUGGGAAAUUCUUGUUGGUGGUCUCAAGAGUAAGAUAGAAAUCCAGUGGUCUGAUAUCAUGGGUCUCAAGGCGAAUUGUCCAGAAGAUGGACCUGGAACUUUGAAUGUUGUGCUUGCCAGACAACCGCUUUUCUUCAGGGAAACCAAUCCGCAACCUCGGAAGCAUACAUUGUGGCAGGCUGCUGCAGAUUUCACCAAUGGACAGGCCAGCUUACACAAGCAGCAUUUUCUGCAAUGCCCACAAGGGCUUUUGAACAAACACUUUGAUAAGCUGAUACAGUGUGAUAUGCGGUUGAACUUCUUGAGUCAGCAACCAGAGUUAGUUGUGGAUUCACCCUAUUUUGAAAAGAUGGCAGAUGUCUUUAGUGAACUAGAUGAAUCCAAUGAUCACGAACUUAACCAAGUGGAGAAUGGAAGAGGUUCAUCAUUUGCAGCAGCUGGCUUCCAGAAUCUGGCUUCACCAUCUGCUGGUCAUUCAUCCUCCUUGGAUAUGGAUCGAGGGGAUCAUACUGGUACAACAUCAGAACUCAUGUCCCGUGAAGCCCCCUCUCCCAGCUCAGUGAUGGAUACUCAUGCGAUUGAAGGAAGGGGAAACUUCGAGUCUGUUGAUUCACGAGCACCGAGGAAUUGGGAUCAAAUAAAAGUGCCAGGCCUUACACCAUCAAUGUCCAUGAGUGAUCUCAUGAAUCACAUUGGAAACUGUAUUUCAGGCCAGAUGAACUCCGGCAAUACAUCAUCCCUGGCCGCAGAUGGAGAAGAAUGCCAAGAGAUAUUGGAAGACAUAGCUCAAUACCUUCUAAGUGACACCCAAAACACAUCAUCCUCAGAUGAGAAGAGGCUAAUGGCUAGGGUCAACUCUCUCUGCUGCCUCCUGCAGAAGGAUCCCGCCUCUUCAUCUCAUCAGAAUCUGCAGACCAUUGGAGAGGGCAGCAGCAAUGACUCGGUUUUCCAGCUGAAUCAACCAAGUGGAUCUUUGUUCCCAGAAUUCAAACCUUCUGAAGGGUACAACAUGAAGGAUGCUGUCUCGUCGAGCAUCAAGGCACCAUCAGGGAUGUCGAGAAAGGAUUCGUUUGGGGAUCUCCUGCUUCAGCUCCCUCGAAUCGCGUCUCUCCCCAAAUUCCUGUUCCAUAUAUCGGAGGAGGAUGGUGGAGAGAAUCAGAGUAGAUGAUAGUCGAGAUAUUGUUCGCCUGAUUUGCAGUUCCAUCCCCCCCCUAUGAUUGUUGAUGUCAAUGAUAAUAGUUAUUCCCUCCUCUCCUCUUCUUUCUUGUGAUGAAGAUGAUUUGCUUGGUUGUUUAAAAUUACAUAUGCAGAUGUCCUAUCUCUUGCUGAUAGGAAGGAUGCUUGAGCAUUUGUUUGAACCCUAAGGGGGUGAAACUGGGAUUCUGAGAUUUGGCUUUGAUGAAGAAUCCCCAGAUUUCCUUCCCGAUGUACAAAAAACAAAUUGGAUCGUACGUUGUAGAUCGUUGCCUCUCUUCUUUCUCUUAGCAUUUCAUAUCAGUACAUAGUUUCAGGAUGAUGUCUUUGUGACUGUAUUCUGGUAGCUGCAGAUUUGAGAGUUCUUCACAAUGGAAAUUGGAGCUCAAUGUAUCCAGAACAAGAACAGCCUAGUUCAGGGAUCGACGAAGAUGCUCGUGCCCAUCGAAUUUGAUUAUGCAUCACCGGAGAAGUUUGUUGCUCUUGUGAUAUAUCUUAUUCCAGUUGGCGCAAGUAUAUGAUUAUGUAUAGGACCAAAACACAAUAUUCAACAUAUGCAAUAGAAUCAAUGCCUUCAAAUUCGCCUUGAAGGCUUAGAAGACUACUUAUAUCAAAAUGUUCAUUUUAUGACCCUAUCCUCUACUACUAUAACCCAUGGAAGAAACAUGAAUUUGUUGCUCUUCCUAGGCUGAACCAUUCAAAAAAUUUGCCCUCUUAUCUCAAGUCUAACAAUUAUGUCUACCACUUCGACUCCUACGAUUUACACUUCUGUAAGGAAUUCGUGCGUGCUUUCAGCUAAGGCUUGCACAUAUGAAGCAAUCAGGCUCGCCUCCUUGCCCAUCGGAAGCCAUAUCCAAGCACAGCGAGUGGAAGACAUGGCCGCACCCCAGAACCGCAGCUUCAGGGAAGUUCACAGCCCCCGAUUCGGUCUCAGGUGGGACAGGUGCAUAUGCCAGAUCCGUCUCGCAAAUCAUGCAGUUCUCCCCUAGCUUCCAGUCAUUAUCCCCUUCAUCCCCUCCCACUAAAUCAGCAUACAAUGCUUCAUCGCACUUCAGGUAAUAUGUCAUCCCUCGAUCCACUGCUUCCUUGCUCUGCGACAGGGAAGGAUUCGCUGCCUUCUUCCUCUGCUGCUGUUUUCUCGGCGACCCUUUCGAACCUUGUUGUUCUUCUGCCUUCUGCUUGGUAGCUUUCGCCUUCGGACUGGUCUUCUGUGGCCCUAGCUUCAGCUUCUCCCCUGUAGGUUGAGACUGAGUUUGAAGUUGAGCUUUCGAAGCUGCCUCAGGUUUCUCCUUCGGAGUUGCAUUCUUAGGAACUGGUUGCUUCUUCGCCAUCGGAGGAGCUUCCUUCUGGUUCUUUACCGCUACCUUUGCUGCCCCUCCUGAAGCCUUUGCCUUGGAAUCAACAGAGCCCUUCGUCGCUCCACCUUCCAAUUUCAGCUUCUCUUCUAAAGCUUUUGCAGCAGCAGCAGCUGCUCUUGUUAACGGUUUGUUGUUGUUGUUACUGACAUCCUUGGCGCUCGAGCUGACCGUGGGAGCGGUCAACGCCGCCUUGGGCCGCUUCGCUGCCGUCGCGGCGGAAUUGGAAUUGUUCCUCUCCUCCCUCUUCCCGCCGCCGCCGCCGGCGACCCUCUUGACGGUGGUGGUUUCGGCAGAGCGAGUGCUGGCAGCCUUCGUCGCUCCCUUCCCAGCCAUCGUCAACAGUUUCUGAAUGAAAGAUUGGACGUUCUGGACCACCCGGCGCCGGAAAUCGAUGGGUUCCGCAGUUGGAUCCGCAAGAACAACGGACGGCAUCAAUCGAGGCGUUUCUUUUUUGCAGGAUUUUCCUUCGAUUUUCUUGGGAGGGAGAAUUUUGUAACGAUGGGAAUGGUUAGAGAGAGAGAGGAUAUAGGGAUUUUCGCGGGGGAUUUUAAUGAUGACGGCGACGGCGGCGUUCUUUUCUGGCUGCUGGCUGGUUCUCCGAAUACGGUGGGGAAGAGGAAUUGGAGGAGG
Linum tenue is the source of this 3997-nucleotide messenger RNA. The record is from the annotation of a GenBank genome assembly. Lineage: Eukaryota; Viridiplantae; Streptophyta; Magnoliopsida; Malpighiales; Linaceae.